UGUUGUCCGCAGAACAAAGACAGAAGAAGCCUGCCGCUCUUUUAUCUCUAAUUGCCCCGUCCCGAUCCCACCAUGUGUAGGGAAAUUUGUACCAUGGCUUUUCUGCGGGCCAUCAUGGCCGAGUUCCUAGCCACCAUGAUCUUCGUCUUCUUCGGCCUCAGCUCAGCCCUGAAGUGGCCCUCGGCCCUGCCGAGCAUCGUGCAGAUCUCCCUGGCUUUCGGCCUGGCCAUCGGCACCUUGGUCCAGAUGUUCGGUCACGUCAGCGGUGCGCACAUCAACCCAGCGGUGACCAUCGCUUUCUUGGUGGGGAACCACAUCUCCUUCCUUCGGUCUGUGUUCUACGUGGUGGCCCAGCUGGUGGGGGCCAUCACUGGGGCAGGCAUCCUUUACCUGGUGACCCCGAUCAACACCCGUGGAAACCUGGCCGUCAAUGCGCUCAACAACAAUACAUCCCCAGGCCAGGCGCUGGUGGUCGAGAUCAUCCUCACCUUCCAGCUGGCGAUGUGCAUCUUUGCCUCCACGGAUAAACGCCGGACCGAUGCCAUAGGCUCCCCAGCAUUGUCCAUCGGCCUGUCGGUCACCCUGGGUCACCUGGUUGGGAUCUACUUCACAGGCUGCUCCAUGAACCCAGCCCGAUCUUUUGCACCUGCUGUCGUAAUGAAAAGAUUCAGCACUGCUCAUUGGGUCUUCUGGUUCGGACCCAUCAUCGGUGCAAUCCUGGCCUCCCUGCUUUACAACUACUUCCUGUUCCCCUAUUCACUGAACGUCUCCGAGAGGGUAGCCAUCGUGAAAGGCACCUACGAGCCAGAAGAAGAGUGGGAAGAGCAGAAGGAGCAAAGGACAAAGUCCAUGGAGCUGACCUCCCCGUAAGAGUGAUGGCUGGAAGGGAAAAACCAAAGAAUAAGCCAAGACUCUCAAUCUGUAGCCUCACAACCCAAAGACCAAUAGUCUCUAUAUGCAAGAGAAGGGUGCAUGUGAUAUCUGUGUAUAUACCCUGCGACUGUGAGGGUGACUGAUACAAAUAUUCCUGGCCAAAGAAUAGAGAUCCACACCCAGCAGAAUGGGUUCCACCAACAUCGGCCCUAGGCCAGACUGGUCCUGACCCAGUGUGCCUCAGAAGGUCUUGUCAAUGGCUGGGGUGUGCCAGGAUUUUUAGCGUUAUGCAACUGUGCCUUUGUCUUUGUCUUUGGAACGAGCCCCAGAUCCGAACAUUUCCCCCAUCCAAACAGCCCCAGACUCUUUUUUUUUGGGGGGGGGGGGCAUCGGUGGAGGUGAUAACCUGGUCGGAAUUUCACAGCCCACCUCAAAUGGGUGUGGGUGAUUUCCACUGAUUUUUCUUUUAAUGCUUCAUGGGUACCCCAACGGGGUGGCAGGCAGCAUUGUUGUAGCUGUAUUGGUCCCAUGAUAUUACAGAGACAAGGUGGGUGAGGUAAUCUCUUUUAUUGGACCAACGUCUGUGGGUGACAGAGACCAGCUUCUGAGCUACACGGAGCUCUUCCUGAAGAAACUCAGAUGUGAAAAACAUUCCGUGCACCUCAAAAGCUUGUCUCUCUCAGCUGUUACCUUUCCCACCUUGUCUUUCACUUACAGAGUCAACAUAACUGGGUCCCCAUGUGAUCCUGGAUGAUGGGAACAUGGACCGUCCUCUGUAGGGUCAAGGAGCCAUUCAGUAGCUCUUUGUGGGGUGAGGUGGGAGUUUAACAAGGGUGGGUAUCUCUUAAAGAGAGCCUGACCUGAAGGGACUGAAUCUCCCAUUUCUGUGGCCCCAUAAUUGGCUUUGGGGGGUGCCAGGGGGGCAAUUAAAAAGCCCAUGAGAAACAAGCACAAGGCCUUUUGGAUUAUUCAGCUGCUGCUUUAGAAGAAUGUGACUAGGCCUCACACCCGUGCAUUUGUAAUUGGGAUGGGGGGCGGGGAGAUAUCUUGAUGAUGUUCCCUUCCCGCGCCCUGCCCCGCCCCAGCAGCUGAAGGUCUCUGGGCUUCCCCCCUCAGCUGACAUUUGUGUGGGGCUAUACCCCAUGGUGCAGCAGAGAUGGGAAGUAGGGGAGGGACAGAGAAAGGGGAGCAGGGAACAAAUGGAAGGACAUACAGCAAAGGUGGGGAAAGGCCGGGUGGAUGGGUGAGAUUAACAGGCCCAAGUCUUUCUGUCAUCCCUAGGGCCCAGCGUCUUCUUGGCGGGGCUGGAAAUUCGAUUGUUCCCCAGCCACGAAGCACAAGGUCACAACUGCCCAACUGGGAGGUAGCCCAAGGAGCCAGGAAAGGCCUGUAACCUCCACAGUCCAGGCCCCUGGUUUGCUCCAUAGUCCUGACACCAUAUCCCGUAAGCCCCAACCGCACCCCCAGCUUCUGCUUGUUUUCUUUCCGUUCCCUUCCCAAGCUUCUCCUGCGAAUGACAUAAUACUGACUACGCUCUAAGGAAUUAACCCGGGACAAGAGCCUUUCUCUGAAUCCUCUCCAGCCUCUGCUGAGGCCCUUGGAAAGGGCAAGACAGCAAGUGAAAAGGAGUGAGGCUAGGUGGCUUGUUGUAGAGGAUGCUGCUGCUGCUUCAGAUGCGCUAAUCUCCUCGCUAGUCUGCUGUGUCUUUACCUCCGUACAGCCGUAUCCCAGGCCUUUCGCAAAAGGCCACGAUACAAGCCAGAGACCUCAUUCCUCGUGUGCCCAGGGCUCCCAUUAAACCCCAUGGAAGCAUUGGGCACCUGGGGGGUGGGGGAGGAGACAGGGAUGGGACGCGGUAUAAAGGGCCAGCAUGGCUGGUUUCGACAGACAGUUGCGGCAAAUAUAUUUUUCCCAUGGCACAUCCUACAUCCCAAACCUUUAUCCCCUGGGGGAAGCUGCUCUUUCUUGCAUUGGCUGGUGUCGGUGAGUCCUGUUUAUUUGGUGCAUGAAGGAUAUGAUUUUGGACUUUGUACUUGUAUUAUUGUAUUAUUUAUUGUCAAUAAAAGACACUACGGGUUAAUCCUGAAAGCACAGUU
Molecule: messenger RNA, 2969 nt
Organism: Gopherus flavomarginatus (Mexican gopher tortoise)
Lineage: Eukaryota; Metazoa; Chordata; Testudines; Testudinidae
Product: aquaporin-5-like
Exons: 4
Coding region: 73-870 (265 amino acids)
Biological process (GO): transmembrane transport
Cellular component (GO): plasma membrane; apical plasma membrane
Molecular function (GO): water channel activity
Source: RefSeq, a predicted model, not a curated record